GUGACAGAGGCGGAUGGCCUUGGCCACGCGGGACUGCUGGUUCCACGCGCGCCUUCUUCACGCUGGACUUUGCUCUUCCAUCUUCUUUUCUUUCUCGUCACCGCUCCGCUUCUGUGUCCCCCCCUUCCUCGCCCACCUCCUGCCGGGGGGAGGAGAAGGAGCUUGGAGAGGCUGGAGGAGUCUUGCUGGAGGAGUCGGAGGAGAGCGGGUACAAGAUAUUCGCUUCCUGGUCGAUGGAUUUCUUACUGGCAACACAGCAAAAUUUCUGUUAAACAAGCGAGUGAAGCAUGGGUGACUGGAGCUUUCUGGGGCGGCUGCUGGAGAACGCUCAGGAACACUCCACCGUGAUCGGAAAGGUCUGGCUGACCGUCCUCUUCAUCUUCCGCAUCUUGGUGCUGGGCGCGGCGGCCGAAGAAGUGUGGGGCGACGAGCAGUCGGACUUCACCUGCAACACGCAGCAGCCCGGCUGCGAGAACGUCUGCUACGACGAGGCCUUCCCCAUCUCUCACAUGCGCUUCUGGGUGCUGCAGAUCAUCUUUGUGUCCACGCCCACCCUCAUCUACCUGGGUCACGUGCUACACAUCGUGCGCAUGGAGGAGAAGAGGAGGGAGCGGGAGGAUGAGAACAGGAAGUUGGGGCGGCACCUGGAGGACCACGACCCCCUCUACCACAACGGAGACGGAGGGGGUGGCUGGAAGAAGGAGAAGCCGCCCAUCCGUGACGAGCACGGCAAGAUCCGCAUCCGCGGGGCGCUGCUGAGGACCUACAUCUUCAACAUCAUCUUCAAGACCCUGUUUGAGGUGGGCUUCAUCCUGGGACAGUACUUCCUCUAUGGCUUCCACUUGAGACCCCUCUACAAGUGCCGCCGCUGGCCCUGUCCCAACACCGUGGACUGCUUUAUAUCCAGGCCGACGGAGAAGACCAUCUUCAUCAUCUUCAUGCUGGCGGUGGCUUGCGUGUCUCUGGUGCUCAACCUGCUGGAGAUCUACCACCUGGGUUGGAAGAAAGUCAAGCAGGGCGUCACCAACGAGUUUGCCGCCGACAACGAGUCGCUGCUGCUGGGUGCGGUACGAGGCGGCGACGCCAAGACUCUUCCCGAGGAGGUUAGUCAGCCCGCGCUGGACUGCUUGCCCACGUACGCCAGCGUGAGCGCGGUCGGGGGCAGCGCGGCCGAGGGCGGCGCCGACAGUCCGACGGAGGUGGUCUCUUUAAGUCCUGACAUGACGAGCGGUUCUGUCAAGUUGGCCCGCGCGUUGUUCCACCCAGAUGACCUCCUGUUACAGUCCUUCUACGGUGGUGGCCAGCUGACAGCAGAGGAGCAGAACUGGAGCAACAUGGCGCUCGAGAUGCACGACGCCGACGGGAAAAACUCUUACCCCCCUCCCUCGCCGCGGAUCUCCUCCUCCUCCUCGCACGCGGAGGAGGAGACCACGACUCCGCCUCCUCCGCCAGAGGCGCAACACUCCACCUUUCCGACGCUCCCUUGCCACGCCCGUCUCUACCUUCUCUCGCUGGAGGAGGCUUUGGCGAGCAAGGAGAAAGCGUUGCCGAGCGACCACGUCACCGUGGUGACCAAGGCCGAGAUGCAUCAGCCCCCCGACGUGCAGAAGCCGAGGAGCGGCGGCGCCCGAGCUCGCCCUGAUGACCUGGCCGUGUAGCGACUACGCGUGAACACAACACACAUACAAGACAAGUAGCGAUAUUUGAGUCUGGACAUGACCUCCACCAAGGUCCACUCACUGGAUCAGCACCAAACUGUCCCCCUCCCUCCUGUGUACUGUAUACCUGCAUUUUUCAUCGCAAAUGUUUCAAAAGCUGACGGUAGCUAACGCUUCGUGGUUUCCGUGGGAGAGAUAAGUAUUUGAUCCCCUGCUGAUGUUGUACCGCCCCUCCCCCCAAAGAUAAGAACAGUACAUCAUCUUUAUGGUAGCUUCACUGCAGGGGUGUCCAAAGGUUGUUUUUUUUUUUUUUAUUGACACAUUCUAAAAAAAAUAUCAGUUAACAAGACAAGUAAACAAAAAAAAAAACAAUUUUACAACAAUAAAGUCAAAAUAUUAAGAGAAAUAAGGUGUAAUUUAACGAGAAAAGUCAUCAUUUUACGAGGAUAAAGUCGUAAAAAUAAUGUCAGAGUUGACAUAUUCAAGAAAAAAGAUGUGUUUUUUUACGUCGUAAUAUUAUGAGAAACAAACAAAACAACAAAUAAAGUGGUCAGUUUUGGAAAAUUGUGUUGUGAAAAAAGUUACAAUACUACGAGAAUAAAGUCUAUGGGAAUAAAGCACUAAGGGAAUACAGUUUAUGGGAAUAAAGUCAUAAUAUUACGAGGAGAAAAUUUACGAGAAGAAAGCUGAAAUAGUUGGGGAACAAAAGCAUACUGGUAAAUGGAAAAAACAGCUGUAAUCCUCACAGAAUAAAGUAAAAAUACUGAUUGCAUCUAAAGAGAAGAAAGGCAAUUUUACAAGAAUAAACUUGUAAUAUUAUAAGGAAAAAUAUUAGAGUUGAAAUAAUAAAACAAAAUAUGUCGUAUUGUUUCAAGUGGCAAUAUUUUGAGAAAAAAAAUCUAAAUAAGGUUGCCAUUUUUGGAAAACCGGGUUGCAGACAAAGUUAUUCUGUUGAGAAUAAAGUCAAAAUAUUAUGAGGAAAACAUUUACAAGAAUAAAGCUGAAAUACUGUAGUUGGUUAAAAAAAACACAGAAAUGGGAAAAAACUCCGCUGUAAUCCUCAGAGAAUAAAGUCAAAAUAUUGAGAGGAAAAAAGUUGUAUUCUAAACCAAAAAAAAGUUGAUUUUAAGAGAAUAAAAUUGUAACAUUCCGAGGAAAAAUAAUAGAGUUGAAAUAGUAAAGAAAAAAUGUGUCAUAUUGGGUUUUUUUUAAAGUGAUACAAACAAAAUAAAGUUAUAAUUUCGGGGGGAAAACUUAUAAUGUCAUGGGAAUAAAGUCAUAAUCACAAAAAGAAAAUUUCAGGAAGAUUAUUUAUGAAGAAAGUUGACAUAUUUGGAAAAUAAAAAGAGCGAGGUUGAUAUGAAUAAUGUAGUUUUUCAGCUCCAUGCCAAAGAUGAGAUGCACUUUUUUCUUGAAAUAUACAUCACUUCUUAGCAUGUUUUGCAAAAUCUGAAAACGGUCCUCACUAGAACAAGUUUGGACACCCCUGUCCUCAGCAAAGGCCACUGACUGUUACCUUGGAUUUUGUCCUCCUUUUUUUCCUCAAGCUUGUUGUUGAUGGACUUGUAGUCCAUUCGGGUCAGCUCUUUGGUCUUGCCCGUGGUGAUGUGAUGGAGAGUUGUGAGUCUUUGUGUGACGGGUGUCUUUUAUCCAAAUCAUGAGUGGAGAUUGGAAGUACAGAAUGCUCGCUGGUUGGUUGGGGGAUCAAAUACUUCUUUCACUCAAUCAAAUACAAACUCAUUGAUCAUUUUUUUUUACAUUCCGUCACUCUCUGUUAAAUAAAUGUACCAUAAAAAUGAUGUACUGUUCAUAUCUUUGUAAAAGAGUGUACAUUUCCAAAAUCAGCAGGGGGUGAAAUCCUGAUUUCCACAUGUCAAAGCAUGAUAUCAGUUGAAUACACAGUAUAUCAACGAUAUCAGUUGUAAAUGUUUCUCACACGUGACACAUCCGUGCCGUGACAAAAGCGCUGCAACGUUUGUAGGAAAAGACGAAAAGACGUGCCGUGACUCGUGUGUUGGCGCAUCCUUGCUGGCUGAGGCUUCACGGCCGAAGAUCACGCACACCGCCGCCUGUUAUUCCGCUCCCAAUCAUCCAAUUCAUUGUUUUGACUGCUUCCACGGUUCUCAUCCCAGUCAAAGCAUUCUGAUACGAAAACAUUUGCUUCAAAGCCAUUUUCCAUAUCUCAAAAAUUCCCACUUUCCCCAAAAUUCCACAUUUUCUAAACACAAAUGAAAUUCUACAUUUUUCAAUCAAUCCCAUUUCCACAUCUCAAAAAUCCCCACUUUACUGGAAAUUCUAAAUUUUCCAAGCACAUAUAACUUUUGAUCCAAAAAAUAAAUCCUGACUACUUAUGCAUUUCUCCACCGAUUCAAGACAUUCCAACUUCAAAACUGUCAGGCAAUCCAAUUUCCAUAUCUCAAAAAUCCCCACUUUUCUGUAAAUUCCUGAUUUUCCAAGCACAAAUACCUGUUGAUCAUAAAAAUACGUACUACUUUUGCACUUCUCCACCAAUUCCAGCCAUUCCAAUGUCAAAACUAUCAGCCUAUUCAAUUUCCUAUAUCAACAUGACCACUUUUCACAAAAAUCCUCAUUUUCCAAGCACAAAUUCCCUUUGUCUAAAAAAAUGUGUAUUAUUUCUGCAUUUCUCCACCAAUUCAAGCCAUUUCAACUAUCAGUUCUGCCAAUUUCCAUAUCUCAAAAAUCCCCACAUUUCUGGAAUUGUCUAAUUUUCCAAGGACAACUACCUUUUUAUCUCAAAAAUUUGUACUGCGUCCUCAUUUUUCCACCAAUUUAAGCUAUUCUAACGUCAAAACUGACAGGCUAUCCAAUUCCCAUAUCUCAAAAAUCCUUACUUUUCUGGAAAUUCCUGAUUUUCCAAGCAAAAUACCUGUUCAAAGUUAUACAAUUUCUGAAAUUGUCUACUUUUCCAAGGACAACUUCCUUUUGAUCUAAAAAAUUCGUACUACUUCCGCAUUUUUCCACAGAUUCGAGCCAUUCCAAUAUCAAAACUGUCAGGUUAUCCAAUUUCCACAUCUUAAAAAUCACCACUUUUCAGGAAAUGCCUAAUUUUCCAAGCACAAAAACCUAUUGAUCUAGAAAAUUCUUACUACUUCUACCAAAGUGCAGCUCGUUUAGUCUACAGGUGAAAUAUAACACGGCCCGCAAUUACACAGAAAACAAAGAAAAUCCCCCGAAAAUACCACCCACAAAGCAAAAUAGCCGACCGCGUGGCUGAUUUCCUGUCAGUUGGACAAUGGCGACGGGCAUUUCUUACGCUCAGAGGGGGCGCCACUGAGCAGGUUUUGCAAAUGAUAAUGAAUAAUGCCUCCCUUUUUCUAUAACAUGUGGACACCUCUGGAUUAACAAGUAGCUUUGGCAACAGUACAACGUCUUCAGCAUUGUCUUUUCUGUGAGACACAUGAGGAGAGGUUUGCACUUUUGUUUCUUGUUGUUGGGGACGAUGGAGCUGGACGGCUGUGUUGGACGUGUGCGUUGUGUUAGAUGUGUAUUGUUUCAGUGUUGACACAAACACACAUCUCGGCUGCAUACUUGUUAACCCUCCCAUUUUCACCAGGAAACAUGUCCUUCUUUCCCACUACGGUCCCAUUUUUAGAAUAUUUUUCCCAUCCAUCCAUUUUUAUCUGCUUAUCCAGGUCCGAGUCCCUGGGGGCAGGAGUCUCUGUAAGGAAGUCCAUACUUCCGAGUCUCCGGCACAUCUUCCAGUUCUACCGCAGGGAGGGUCACCAGAGGACAGCUCUGAGACGUAAUCCCUUCAGCGUGUCCUCGGUCUGCCCCGGGGCCUCCACCUGGUUGGGCAUUACACAGAACACUUGACCAUGGAGGCAUCCGGACGAGAUGCUCGAGCCAACUCAACUGGCUACUCUCUGCUCCACCCAUAUGGCCGAGCUCGUCAUCCUAUCUCCCGAGGGAGGAAACACAAAGCUCAUGACCACAGGUGGUUAGGUGGGAACAUAGAUCGACCGGUACAUUGAGAGCAUUGUCACCAACCAGUCUAUUUACGGACCUUUGCCGGUCGAUCUUGAAAACAUAUAUAUAAAAAAUAAUUGGAUUGAACUCCAACAUACAGCUCCUGAGCCAGGUGGCAACAACAAUUGCCAAACCUGCCCGUCGCGUCUCACUGCUGGCGACCCCAGAGUGGAGCAGACCAGCCUGUUUUAGUACCUCGGGGUCUCGUUCACGAGUGAGGGAAGGAUGAGAUACGAGACGGACAGGCGGAUUGGUGCGGGGUCAGCAGUGAUGCGGACUCUGCAUCGGUUCGUUGCGGUGAAGAGAAAGCUCAGCCUAGAUAAAUCUUGGGGGCUACGGCGGCACGGAUCGUUAAGGCUGACUGGCGUAACACAUUGACCGGAUCCAGCCGCGACAAAACUCACCCUUGCCCCUCAACCGUCAUCGCUUGCCCGUGACAGGAAGCCAUCAAGCCAAAUAGUUUGCUCACAGAGCUGACGCCACACCCCAAACCCCGAACUCUUGCCAACGUCAUGGCAGCCACCAGGGAUCUUGGGCUCAAAAAGGUUGGAAACUACCGCUGUGGUCAGUAAAUUUAAGCCUUCAAAUUAAAAGCGUGCCAGUACAGUCGGUCGGGUCUUUAAACCAGCAUACCGGCUGGUGAAAAUUCUAGUGCGAAGACCACACUUUCCCUUAUUUUCUGGAAAAUGUCCCUUAUUUUCAAAUGCAAACGUUGCCAGGUAUGCUCUGCUGUCACAUCAGGGUCAACGCUAAAUAUGUCUAAAGUAUAUGAACAGUAUAUCAUCCCAGGUGCAAUGCAGUAGUACAAUAUUAGAUUUUUGAAAUGGUUCAAAUGCUGGUGUUGGUCCAAUCCAGGAAAAUGUCUCAUGUCGAGUCAUGACGGCAAAUGUUUGAGUGACAUCGCCGAGUGUCUCCGAGGGUCUUUUGGGUUGGGGGACGUGAUGUACAUCUUCUUUCUGAUGCUUGUGUUUGCAGUGGGUUACAGAACUGUUGACUUCCUUCUAGCUGUUCUGUAUAGGACGACUUUUCUUUUCUAGACUAGCUGUAGAUGACCAUUGCGGCUUUUAGAUUUGAGGCAGGGUCAAAGAAGACAAAGCAACACGAUCUCCCUUUUUUGUUGUAUUGAACAGUGCAUCAUUUUUAUGGGUUUUAUGCAAAAGACAACAUUAAAGUAGAAAAAUUUCCUUGCAGAUUGCUCGCAUGUUACAUGCACAGUGUGGCCAGAAAGGGUGGGUUCCUAAUAAAGUGGCCGUUUUCAAGUUUGGUGGUCAGUUACGUUGCCAUGGUUACACAAAACGUGAGCAAACAUAAAGAGGGCUCUUUCCCCAUCGAGACCUAUCCGGUGACAUAAUAGGUGUUGAAGUUCUUCGCACGGUGUGGUCUGUAGGUGGGGGGCCUAAUCAAGUGGCCCGUUUUCCACUUAGUUCGUCAUUUACGCCACCAGGGUUACCCACGUUGUUACAAACUGUAAACAGCUCACUUCCGCUCAGUCGAGACCUAUCCGGUGAUGCAACGCGUGUCGGGGUUCUUCGCACGUUGUCGGCUGAAGCUAGGGUGCCUAAUCAAGUGGCCCAUUGUCCACUUUUCUGUGGUUACACAGAAUGUUGCAUAGUACGUAUGUUACACUGGUUGCGGCACAAGAAGAUAUCACAAUUAUCAUAAAGUACGAGGAGUAAUAGAAUGGGCCUGCAAAGCGAAGCGCCCUUAAAAUAAGUAUUUGAUCCCCUACCAACCAGCCAGCAUCCUGAACCUCACAGACUGUGUGUUCUUUUUUUAAAUUUUAGUCCUGGUCCCUUUAGGAAAGUGCUCAUAAUUUCCACUCACGAUGCAUAUAAAAGACACCUGUCUCACAAAAACUGUCUUCCACGGGCAAGACCAAAGAGCUGGCCUCAGGGACGAGAUUGCAGACCUGCACCAGACUGGAAUGGACUACACGUUUGACACGAAAACACCUGACGGCUCACACAAAAUGGAGCUCCUUGGCAUCAACGCUGUGCUGCCAAAGCACCUUCGUGUUGGCGUCCGCGACUUAUUUCACGCAGUCUUUUUUUUCUCAUCAAAUAAAUCAAUGUACUGUUCAUAUCUUAUAAACGUACUUACAGUCAGCAGGGGAUCAAAUACUUAUCUACGUCCCACCUGAUCCAGAGGUGAUUCUAGAGCAGGGGUGUCCAAACGUUUUUCCCAGCGACGAGGGCCACAUAGUUCAUAUAAAUAUGCUAAAAAGUGAUAAUACAUUAAAAAAAGGUGCAUCUCGGCUUUGUCAUAUAGUUGAAAAACAUAUCAUUCAUAUCAGCCUCACUCUUUGCUCUUUUUUUCCUAUUUUUGCUGUUUUUUUUUAAAGAUUUCCUAAAUAUUUUGACUUUCUUCGUAAAUAAUCCCAAGAGGUUUUCUUCUUGCAGUAUUUUGACUUCAUUCCCAUAAUAUUAUAACUUUUUCUCCAAGCUCAUUUCCUAAAAAUGACAACUUUAUUUAGCUUCUCAUAAUAUUACAACUUAAAAAAACCAACAUAUUUCUCUGCAAUAUUUCAACUCUAUGCUACUAAAAUGAUAUUAUUUUUCCUAAGUUGAUCUCGUAAAAAAGCUUUUUCGGUCAUUAAAAUACAACUUUUUCUCUUUAAUAUUUUUGACUUUAUUCUCGUAAAAUUACAUAAAAUUUUAGGUGUUUAUUCAAUUUAUGCUGUUUUUUUAAAUUUUCAGACUAUUUUGUAUUUUUUGUGUGUAAGUUUUCUUCUCGUAAUGAUGACUUUUUUGCCAUAUUAUUAGAACUUAACUUACCUUAACUUAACCUGAUUUUCCAAAAAUGGCAACUUUAUUUAGUUUUGUUUGUUUCUCAUAAUAUUACGACUUAAAAAACAAACAAACAUACUUUUUGUGUAAAAUGUCAACUUUCUGCUUCCUUUUUCCUAAUAAUAUUACAAAUUUAUUCUCGUAAAAUUGUGAAAUUCUAUCUUGUUAUAAUAUGACUUUUUUCUAUUUUGACUAUUCUUGUAAAAUUACAGCUGAUUUUUCCAUUUCUGCUGUUGUUUCUUUUUGUCAUUUUCCAACUAUUUCAUCUUGCUUUGUGUACAUUUUCUUCUCGUGACUAUGACUUU
Messenger RNA from Dunckerocampus dactyliophorus (ringed pipefish), 8736 nucleotides. Its product is annotated as gap junction alpha-3 protein-like. The coding region runs from base 288 to 1658 and encodes 456 amino acids. The transcript is spliced from 5 exons. NCBI's taxonomy places the organism in Eukaryota, Metazoa, Chordata, Actinopteri, Syngnathiformes, Syngnathidae. Gene Ontology annotation, cellular component: connexin complex. The record is from RefSeq and is a predicted model, not a curated record. Gene Ontology annotation, biological process: cell communication.